Penaeus monodon (black tiger shrimp) is the source of this 2110-nucleotide messenger RNA. RefSeq names its product ras-related protein Rab-8A-like (gene RabX4). Gene Ontology annotation, molecular function: GTP binding; GTPase activity. Lineage: Eukaryota; Metazoa; Arthropoda; Malacostraca; Decapoda; Penaeidae. Bases 49 to 678 code for a protein of 209 amino acids. The record is from RefSeq and is a predicted model, not a curated record. The transcript has 6 exons.
AGUGGUGUUUCUGUACUCCGGGAAGCAGUAGCUUCUCCGAUCCCAGUCAUGGCUGUCGACUUUACAGCCACGUACAAGGUGCUGGUCAUUGGGGACGUGAACGUAGGGAAGACGUGCCUGGUGCACAGGUUUUGCGACGAGAGAUUCUAUGAUACGUAUAUCUCAACUGUGGGUAUAGACUUCAAACAAAAGAUAGUCAACCUCGAUGGAGUCCCAAUCAAACUACAGAUAUGGGACACGGCCGGAGAGGAGAGGUUUCGGACCCUGACAACGGCGUACUACCGAGGUGCCCAAGGAAUUGUCCUCGUUUAUGAUGUGACAAAUCUUGACUCAUUUAACCACUUGUCUUACUGGUUAAGAAAUAUAGAAGAGAAUGCUUCCCCCGAGGUCGUGAAGGUGUUAGCAGGCAACAAGUGCGAGGUGAGCAGCCAACAGCGAGCAGUCGAGAAGGAGAGAGGACAAAAGUUGGCGGAGAGUUUUGAUAUGCCGUUCUACGAAGUGUCAUGUCGCGGAGACGUCAACGUUCAGGACACAUUCCUCACCCUCGCCCGACUCAUCAGAGACCUGCGACAAAGACGAGCGAGUUUGUUUGAAGAGCGUGAGCGACAGAGUGAUGGUGUGAAGUUAGAUGCAGAACAGAAAGCUGAGAACAGCACCUCAGCUUGUGGUUCUUGCUGAAACCUCAGUGAAGCCUCAACAGACAUCAGCCCUUAUACAUCAUGCUCAGACAACCAUUUCCGCUAGUCACGUUCUGAAUUCUUCCCAUGUCUGCCAUGCAGUUAUCAGACUAAAAAAACUCUUGAGAACUUGCCUUCAGUACCACUUAAAAAACAUCUCCAAUAAAUGCUUCACUGAUAAACUCUGAAUAUAUAUUGUUAUUCUGUCAAUAGCAUUUGCAUACUAAGAUUUCUUAGAAUACAGGUGCUAUUUGCAGUUGCAAUAAUGUCACAUAUUUAGCUGAGUUAUCAACACCUGUUUAUAUUUAGCUGUGAUACCAACACCUAUAUGCAUUUAGCUGAGUUGUCAGCAAUUACAUGUCAGCAACACCUGUGCAUAGGUAGUUUGCCCCUCCCCCCCCAAUAGAUGAUACUAUAUGUUCUUUGUGUGAACUCUUAUAUUUUUUAUUCACAACACUUUUAUUUAAUCAAAAAAUAACAAUGACAAUUUUAACAUAGUGAGGUGAUCAGGUGGAAAUAGUAUGUAUUUGGUGAUUAGUUCUCUAGACAUAUUUCUCGGUUUUGAAAAAAUGUAGACUUAUUGAUUUUGAAAUAGUGUUAGGACAAUGCAGUAUUUACCUUUUAGUAUUAUAUAUAUUUUUUCCUUUUUUGACUACCACUGUGUUAUGCUUAGUUUACUGCAAUGCAGAAUUCGUAGCUGGAAGUAUUUCUUCAAAGAUGCACUAGACAAGACAUGGUUAGUAUGCGUCAUUCAUAGGUAUUGAAGAAUGGGAACAUGUAUGCUAAGGAAGGCUUGAGAAAUACCUAGGUAAGUCUUGUUUUAAAUAGGUGAUAAUUUUAAUGCAGCUGAUACAGAUGUUAAUUCCUUGCUAUACUGACCACCGAUCUUGUUUUCUUGCAGACUUACCAACACCUGUAUGUGGUUAAGGAUCACAAGGAUAAUCAUAAAUAUAUUGGCACUUAACAAUUGCUCUUUAGGAAACAGACUUAGAAAACAGUAUGACACGACAAAUGCCCAUUUACCAGUAGGAAUAUCGGAUAGCGUGAAUACCUAUUUCUAUACAGUGCAGUCAGUACCUGGUAACUGAUAACUGUCAGGCUAUGAAAGACAUUAAGACAAGACGAUGUUUGAGAAAAGUUAGCUUUUGAUUGAGAUUCGGGUCUGGUUAAUUAUACUGGGGAAAGAGAACUAGUAGAGUAUAUACAUCUAUUGAUAGUUUACAAUUAAAAUGAUGCUACAAUACUUCUUUUAAAAAGGAUUCAUUGCCGAACUUUGUAUUGUAAUGCCAGCUUUGCGUUUAUGGUGUUGCUUAAGAAUCAUCAAUAAGCCGGUAUUGCAUCUCCCUCAGAAUGCUCUACAGUUUAUUACCCAGUGCUACGGGUUUGCAGCCGAAGUUAAAGUUAACAGUGAUCAAGAAAUGAUAUCUGUGUGU